Cucurbita moschata (crookneck pumpkin) is the source of this 4621-nucleotide messenger RNA. Its product is annotated as protein ENHANCED DOWNY MILDEW 2-like. NCBI's taxonomy places the organism in Eukaryota, Viridiplantae, Streptophyta, Magnoliopsida, Cucurbitales, Cucurbitaceae. The record is from RefSeq and is a predicted model, not a curated record. The coding region runs from base 323 to 4450 and encodes 1375 amino acids. The transcript is spliced from 19 exons.
UCGUUAUUUCGUUUGCAGUUUUCCCCCAAAAAUGCCGUUCUCUUCUUCUCCACCGGUUCCGUCGCCCACUGGUUUUCACCUGCAUUAAUUGUCGCCGGCGAUUCUACGACGGCUACCGGGGUCCGAUGGUUCUUUUACUACUGAAUGAUGGCUUCAACUGUGGAUUCUGCCGGCCUUAGGUUUCCGUUCACGGGUUCCUAUUUUCGCUGCUAACUUCUCUGAAAUGUUUGAAUAGUUUAUUGUGUGGAUUGUGUCUCUGCCAAAGACCAUACAGCUCAUUCAAUUUAGUGGUUAAGUGGCAGGACUGGAACAAAAUAUAGUAAUGGCGUCUUCGGAAGACGAGGCGGAGGCCUUGCCACUGUGUGUUUCAAAUUAUCACUUCGUGGAUCAUAAGGAAGAACCUGUUUCAUUCUCCAUUUUGCCGAUUAUGUGGGAUGAAGUGGACAGAUUGGAUGGCGGCCAAGAACCUGUUUUCCUGCAUGGAACAGCUGAUGAUGGACUUCAAAAGGUUUAUAAACAGGUAACUGCAUGGAGGUUUGAUAUUUGUGGUGCAAAUCCAGAGAUAUCGGUGCUUUCCAAAGAAAACGUGUGGAUUAAGCUUCAGAAGCCUAGAAAGAGCUUUGAGGAUACCAUUAGAACCAUCUUGAUUACAGUACAAUGCCUUCAUGUUUUAAAGAAAGAUCCGGACACACCUAGCAAAUCUUUGUGGGAUCAAUUAGCCAAAAUCUUCAGCUUGUAUGAGGUGAGGCCUUCACAAAAUGAUUUGGUGGAUCACAUGUCUCUAAUCAGUGAAACUGUCGAAAGGGAUGAUCAAUUGGCGAAGUCCCAGUUCUUACUUGCAUUCCUUGAAGAGAAGCCCAUUAAGAAAAGGUCAUGUCACGAGGAUGUUCAAUGUACAGCGAGGCCUAGUUUUAUAGUUGAUGAUUUAGAUGAUGAGGACAUGGUUGAUGAUGCUAUUGAAGAGGAGAGUGAUGAUGACGUUUUUGACUCCGUCUGUGCAUUUUGUGAUAAUGGUGGUAACCUUCUAUGCUGUGAUGGGAGGUGCAUGAGGUCCUUUCAUGCAACUGAAGAGAAUGAUGAUGAAUGUUUGUCACUUGGUCUCUCGAAAGAAGAAGUAGAUGCAAUUGAAAACUAUUUUUGCAAGAAUUGCGAGUAUAAACAGCACCAAUGUUAUGCUUGCGGGAAUUUAGGUUCAUCUGAUAAAGCUUCUGGUGCUGAGGUAUUCCAAUGUGUAAAUGCAACUUGUGGUCAUUUUUAUCAUCCUAAAUGUGUUUCAAAAUUGCUUCAUCGUGAAAAUAAAAUUGCUGCUGAGGAACUUGAGAGGAAGAUUGCUUCUGGAGAAUCUUUUUCUUGCCCUGUGCAUAAGUGUUCUGUUUGUGAACUUGGUGAAAAUAAGAAAGUACACGAAUUACAGUUUGCUGUUUGCCGUCGUUGCCCAAAAUCCUAUCACAGAAAAUGCUUACCAAGGAAGAUCACUUUUGAAGAUUCAGACGAUGAUGAAACCACAACCAGGGCAUGGGAAGGGCUAUUACCUAAUCGCAUAUUGAUAUAUUGCUUAGACCAUGAUAUCGAUGAGGACAUUGGGACACCAGACAGGGACCAUAUUAAAUUCCCUGGACUUGAAAAGAGUAAAAUUCCCAUCCAGCAAAAGAAAAUUCCUACAGUUGAUACAAGAAAAGGGAAAACAAUAGAUUUUCGUGGGAUUAGGGAAAGAGUUGUAUCAAAAAAGGAAAAUAUGUCAGAUGACCAUUUUCAGGGAAAAUCUGUUGCAAAAGUAUCGAAAUCAUUUGAAAGGUCCUCAUCUGAAGGGAAGGUUCUUAGCAAAGAAGCUGAGAAAUCAUUGUUGGGCUCUGAGUCUAGAAAAGUGAAAUUAGGUAAUGUUUCAAGAAAGUCUUUGAAUCAAAAUACAGAAUCUGUCCGCAUGGACAUUGAUAAGACUAUCAAAGGGAAAAAAUCCUCAGUUGUAAAGGCUGCCGCAUCAACCAAGAGGUCUGAUCAAAAUAAGGCUUCCAAGGAGGAUAACAGUGAACUGGGCAAGUCUGACGCCUCUAAGCCUCUGACAAAGAAGUUGAACAGUGGGAUGGUUCAAUUAGAUGCCGAUACGGAGAGGAGGCUAAUGGAUUUAAUGAAAAAUGUUGCAUCUUCAAUUACUUUAGAGGACGUAGUUCAGAAACACAAAGUACCAUCUACUCAUGCAUACUCUUUAAAAAAUGUUGUGGACAAGACAAUUAAGAUGGGGAAGUUGGAAGGUUCAGUUGAGGCUGUUCGAGCUGCUUUACGCAAGCUUGAGGAAGGAUGUAGCAUUGAGGAAGCAGAAGCUGUUUGUGAGCCUGAAGUUCUUUAUCACAUAUUUAAGUGGAAGAACAAACUGAGAGUAUAUCUUGCACCGUUUCUUUAUGGCAUGCGCUACUCCUCCUUUGGUCGUCAUUUUACGAAAGUUGAGAAACUUCAGGAGAUUGUCGAUAGGCUUCAUUGGUAUAUACAGAAAGGCGAUACAAUAGUGGAUUUCUGCUGCGGUGCUAAUGAUUUUAGCAUUUUAAUGAAGAAAAAACUUGAUGAGACGGGUAAACCAUGCUCGUAUAGAAACUUUGACUUUAUUCCACCGAAGAAUGUUUUCAAUUUUGAGAGAAGGGAUUGGAUGACUGUGCAACCCAAGGAAUUGCCUAAAGGAUCUCAGUUGAUCAUGGGGCUAAAUCCUCCAUUUGGAGUUAAAGCUGCUUUGGCAAACAAGUUCGUUGAUAAGGCUCUAGAGUUUAAGCCAAAGCUCGUUAUUCUUAUUGUUCCUCCUGAAACCGAGAGGUUGGAUAAAAAAAAGACUCCUUAUGACCUGGUUUGGGAGGAUAAUGAGUUUUUGUCAGGAAAGUCAUUUUAUCUUCCUGGAUCUGUCAAUGCAAAAGAUAAACAGAUGGAUCAGUGGAAUGUCAGGCCACCUGUGCUCUAUUUGUGGAGUCGUCGUGACUGGGCCGAUAAACACAAAGCCAUAGCACAAGAGCACGACCAUCUCCGUCCCCGGAAACAAGAGGAAUCAGAAAAAGAGAAGACUUCUGAUACCUCAAGGGUGAGGCAACCAGAGGAAUCAGAAAAGGGAAAGAGUUCUGAUUUGUCUAGGCUAAGGCAAAAAGAGGAUUCAGGAAUGGGAUUAGGAUCUGAAACCUCAAGGCCAAAUCAAUCGGAGUCGGAAAAGGGCCGAAGCUCUAAAACUUCUGAUGAUCAUAUUCAUCUCAAUGAUACAUUCCUGUUGGAAUCUGUAAUGCCAGCAGAUGAACCAGAAGAUUCCAAGAGUGGAUCAGUCUCCUGUGACGUUCAUAAAAACGGGUCUGUGAAAGGAUCAAAGAGGGAUAACGACAGAGAGAGUCAUGACAGUCGAGACCGCCGCACUAAUCUGUCUCCUGAGGCUCCAAGAAAGAGGCAGCGUUUUGAAGAAAUACCUAGAAGAGGUGAUGGUGAGACAUCAGAAGAGAGCCGACGUGAUGGUAAAAGGCCUUCUCCAAAUGUGAGUGAUCGUAGAUCCUCGUUGGCUGGUUUAUUGUCCAGUUCUGAGGUGGGAGGGAUUGGACAUCAGCAGUCGGGGUCGACUAAGCCUGGUUUCGAUGCUAACUUCCAAGCUGCUAAUGAUGCAGCAGCACGAACUAGCAUAAUUAACGACGUUGCUCGAUAUGCUGCUGUGGGAGGAAUUGGACAUCAGCAGUCGGGGUCGACUAUGCCUGGCCAGAAUGCUAACUUCCAAGCUGCUAAUGAAGCAGCACGAACUAGCACAACUAACGACAUUGCUCGAUAUGCUGCUGUGGGAGGGAUUGGACAUCAGCAGUUGGGGUCGACUAUGCCUGGCCAGAAUGCCAACUUCAGAGCUGCUUAUGAUGCAGCACGGACCAGCUCGACGGAUGCCAUUGCGAGAAAGUACAACCAGGAGCCUCAUCCAAUUGGGACAAGUGGAUGGUCAAACAAUGCAAGCCUCAGUUCCGAAAUUGGGUCUAGACAAUUCGAGGACCGUAUCAUCGAUCAAAUGGGACGACAUGCUGAUGGCCUUAAUUAUGCACCCUACACUACAGGGCACAACGCAUACAUGAGGGACUUGGAAAUACGAUCACAACUUCGUCGUUACGGGCAUAUGGAUACCGACAAUUUAAGAAGCAAUUAUCAAGCUGGACCUGAAUCUGGGUAUAACAACAGGAUUGGGUCAUUCCCACCUACUUAUGGGCAUCUGGGUACGCCCUCUGAACCAUCUCACUGGAUGAACACUUCAGCGACGCAACGAUACAUGCCUCGACUGGAUGAGUUGAACCACACCAGAUUGGCAGGAAUGGGUGCUGGGCAUCAGAUGAAUGGCAGUGGCACUAUCGACCCGAGAUCUCACCUGCCCCCUGGUUUCAGGGGUGCGCCACAGGGGUUCGCUUCUGGUCCUCAGUACCCAUAUUCAAACCAGAAUUCAGCUGGCUGGCUUAACGAGUAGGCUGCACCCGCACCCGCACCUGCACCCGCGCCCUACUCUAAAUCUUGCUUCACCUUACAGCAACUGUAAUGCAUUUUUUGGCCAAGAAACUAUUACUGGAUGGAUGCUGUACAUGACCGUGUAUUAACUACAAUAUAAUUAUAAAUACUAAUAACUAAAAUUUCUAACUUA